UAUUUGAUAUAGUCAGUAAUGAUCCUGAUAUAAUUAGCUAUCCGUACUGCCGGCCAUAGCGUCAGUUCCUGCCCGAAAAGUAGAGAAAACAGCGUUGUUAGUUGACAUACAAAAAUAUUUCCUGUUCAUUCGUGCACGGCCCCGUAUAUCAUGUGUUGGCUCAUGAUUUUUGCCUGGAAGGAUGUUGCAUCACAUUCGUGCUAGUACAUCAUGCUUAUCUACAGUAACUUCUCUAAAACCCAGAGGUUGAUUCUCGGUAUAUUCAUCUUGCUCCUGGUUGAUGUGAUCUGGGUGGUGUCGUCAGAAGUCACAGAGUUUAUCUUCAAAGAUGCCAAAUUCAGCAAGCCAUACUUCAGCACGUACCUGAAGACAUCGAUGUUCAUACUCUACCUGGCUGGCUUCCUAGCGUUCAGAUCAUGGAGACAACAGUGUAGGAAAAACAGCUUGACACAGUCAACAGGGUUUGAGGCUUUAGACACAUUUUUGCAGUUGGUCGACCCGACAUCCUCAGACCAAAAAGAGGAGGACCAGUUGAUUAGUGACCCGAUAUUCGUACCAGUCAAGUAUGAUGACAAGGGUAAUGCUAGCGGGACAGACUCAGAUGAUGGAUCAGUCACUCUUUUCCUUGUUCCAGGAAAGGAUUGUGCGACAGCAAAGACCAAGGAGAAGAACCGGUCACGAUCGGUGCGCUUCAAUCAGCUCUCUGAGGUCAGGCAACUAUCAGAGAACCAGGCAGAAGAUGCCAUCAUGGCGCGGCUCUCCUACUCGGCGUUUGUGCGAGCUGAGGAAUAUCGGCUACGCUUCCUGAGUAAAAUGACAGUCAAACAGAUAGCAAAGAUUGCCUUUAUAUUUUGUGUGUUGUUUUUCUUUGGUAACCUUGCAUAUCAAGAGGCAUUAAAGGACACCGAGGCUGGCGUGGUGAAUGUUCUCUCCUCGACCUCGGGUCUAUUCACACUUGUUCUUGCUGCUAUGUUCCCAAGCUCGUCCAUGGACAAGUUCACCUUGUCGAAGUUUGUCUGCGUUUUAUUUAGCAUUGGUGGUGUGGUACUAGUCAGUCUCUCUGACCUGAAUAUUGAGUCGGAGAUCCCCCUCGGUGCUCUUUGGGCGCUAUGCGGAGCCCUCCUCUACGCAAUAUACCUCGUCACUCUCAAGAGGAAGGUGGACAAUGAGGAUAAACUGAAUCUACCCAUGUUCUUUGGUUUUGUUGGUUUCUUCUGCAUGAUCAUCCUUUGGCCUGGAUUCUUCAUCCUCCAUUAUUCAAAGGCCGAGGUGUUCGAGUGGCCGACCAAAAUGGACUGGGUCUAUCUGGUUGCCAACGGUGUCAUUGGGACGGUCCUCUCAGAAAUAUUGUGGCUCUGGGGCUGUUUUCUCACCUCUUCUCUGAUGGGCACCCUCAGUCUCAGCCUGACCAUUCCAUUAACCAUGAUAGCUGAUACAGUCAUGAAAAAUGUCUCAUACACGUGGAUGUUUUACGUGGGCAGCGGUCCAGUAUUUAUAUCGUUCUUCGCCGUGACGGUCCUCUCUCACUACGAGAACUGGGACCCAGUGCUUUUAGGGGUCAAGAAACUUAUACAUUGUGUGUGUCGGAAAAGAGCGUCUGUGUUACCAAGGUUACGAGACUUAGAUAGGGAACAAACAGAAAGUCUCAUCAGUGUAAAUACAGCUCCUCACGAUUGACUGGAGGCCAUUGCGCCCCCUAUUGACACCAGGCUGAAACAGAUAUGAUCUGUUAUCACAAUAGGAUCUGCUACAUGUACAUGCAAGAGGAGGGUGGUGAGCUGCUGUAGACCUGAAGGUAGAAUCCUAUUUAGUCUGUUCUGAGGCUCAUUAGGAAUUAGGUUUUCAUGCAGAACAUCUUUUGGUCUUCAAUUUCGAGCAUUCUUAACAACUAGAAUAUUGUAACAUUCUGAACAGAUGGUUCUUAGCCAAUGGGUACUGCUGUAAUUGAAUACCUUCACCUUCAGUCUUCAGCAGCUUAACACCCUAUCACUUGUACAGGCCUAAAUGCACUGUUUUAAAGUGUAUAGAUAUAUCACAUAUGAUACAUAUUCAUCAAACUAUGUAAAUAAUAGUUCUAUCCUGUGAAGCGGGCAUAAAAAGGCCUGAACUCUGUCAAGGAGUUUUACCAAUGUGUUGUGAUUUUUGCGGAUAACGCCUCAAUGUAUAUUCUAUCCAGUGACCUUGAUACAUGAACAAUUUCACUGAGUUGUGACUCUGUCUGUAGUUUACCAUGUUGACAACUAUGCGGAGGUGCAACACUGCAUCGAGUUUUAAGGGGCAUGUAUAUACAGGUAGUGUUGGUUUGUGACUCUGUUUGGGUACUUCAUCAAGUCAUGUACAACCAUGCUGGGUGUGACACAGUUUCUGUACUUAAUAGGGGAUAUUCAGGCCUAAGUAAGGCUUCAAAUAUGGCAGAAUUAUGCAAAUGACCUUGAUGCUGCCCUCUGCUCUCUAAUAGUCAGGUCUGUUAUCUCUUGACGUUGUGUGUUGAGUCAAAGUCAGCCACAUGGUACUUGAGUUAUGUAAAUCGUGACUUGAAAUCCUUGCACUCUGGGUUUCCUAAGCCACGGGAGAGGGGGGCUACAUUUACCCGCCACACACGAUUCAAUGAGGUAGCCUGCCUGUGGGGUACUUCUUAUGAGCAACAGCUGUUGAGGGACUACUGUUGUUCUAUCUGUCUUCUCCUACAUUUUGACAUGUUGGACUUCGCUUUGGUGUUCUUAUACAAGAUGAGUGUGAAGUCCAAAGAUAUUUUUUCAUUUAUUUUCAUUUGUGUGUUGCAUAUGAUGUUGUAUAUAAUCUUGUAAUACUAUUGGGAUGUUGUGUCUUUUAUGGGUAAUGGGCUUUGGGAGCUGGGUUUUAAGGGUCAAAACCUGUUAGAAACUCGAUGGAAAUGGACCAUCUUACUGCUAAUCAGACUAGAGUUUAGAUGUUUCGACUUUUAACUAGCGACUUCUGUCAAAAUGUACUGUUACAUACCUGAUUAGCUUGGCUAUAAAUUAUUUGGAAUAGAUAGUAAUGGGGUCGCAGACUUUGAUAAAUCCCUAUGUCAUUUGCUACAAAGAUAUUAGUGGAAACAGGCUUUGAUCCUCUAAAAACUGGUUACUGCAUGAAAUAAUCAAGGUUGUACAGAAAUUUCUUCAACUACACAUUAUUUAUAUUGUGGUCAAUUUAUCUACCAUAUGCACCUUCUAGAGACUAUUAUUCAGGGAGAUGAAUUGAGAAUCAAUAGUUGUAAAUAUAUUUUCUAGAGAUUGUGUGAUCAUAUGAGUACAUGUAUGUCUUUGUGGUUCAGGGCCGACACAAUUGUCAAAACCUGGUUAAAUGUACAUAAAAUCUAAGCUGGCUCUAAUGUCACACAGUGCAGAACCCUGAAAACCUUUCAAUGGAUCGCAAUCCAAAGGCCUGUGGUUUGAAUCCCAGUCAGGGCAGUGUUUUUCUAUGCUUAUAUCAUUCAUGCUACAUGUGGGUACAAACGUUGGGGUGGGUGACGGUGAUAACUUUGUAGAGCAAAAUGAACCAAGUUGUGUCAUUGCCUUGAAUGAAUGUAUGAAAUAUGUUUUCUCUCUUGAUGUUGUGAACGUGACUGCAUGUACAGUUCCAGUUAUGACACUUCUGUCCAUGUUUUUGCACUGUCAAUGAUUAUCUCAAGCUUGACACAUGAUUCUAGUUUCAUCAUGCAGACAGAAUUCUGAAAUAAGUUGCUGGAGAUCGGAACGAGCGGACCCAAUGCCAGCAUUGACCUCCUCUGUUUGGCCUCGUUGCCUUGACAUUUCAGACUUGGCAAAGUGACUUUCCUGGCUGGCAGGAUUACAGUGAUGCCUGACGCUAUGCCAGCUGUUCACAAUGACAAGGCCACUAGCACUGGCAUGUCUUAAGUCAUUCCAAUUCAACAGUAAACUGUAUUACAAAGUGUAAAAAGUGGAGGUGUUCAGACUCCCUUCUGUCAAGCUGAUGGCAGCAUUUUGCCUCGGUGCCAACCUUAUGACAGCUCUGACUUCACAAGGCACUUUCCCGUUUUGUAAAGAUUUUGCCGUGCCCUCAUAUAUCUUGUCAAUUCCUGGCCAGGUCAAGACGUCCACUUGAAUUGUGAAAUGUAACUGUCUGCUUCAGAGAUUUGAGAAUGAUCUGUCAGCUUGAUAAUGUGCCCCCUUGUUUACAGUAGGCCUACUUACACUUUACUAAGACUUUACAAGUCUAAUUUAUCAGAUGUCUUGAUAACACAUGUAUUUAUAACGCAUCAAAUGACUGAAGAGUUAUAUUAAAUAAACAACACAGAACAAGA
Lineus longissimus is the source of this 4285-nucleotide messenger RNA. Its product is annotated as solute carrier family 35 member F5-like. NCBI's taxonomy places the organism in Eukaryota, Metazoa, Nemertea, Pilidiophora, Heteronemertea, Lineidae. The record is from RefSeq and is a predicted model, not a curated record. Gene Ontology annotation, cellular component: membrane. The transcript is spliced from 14 exons. Bases 211 to 1677 code for a protein of 488 amino acids.